AUGGCUAAAACUAAUAGGCCAUCUUAUGACGAGCCUAAUAUGAGUGACACAGCGUUGCUGGUGACCGUCGAAGAUCUUAUUAAUAGGGCUAUGGGACCACCAGACGCAAAUGUUGUUAAUUUUAAAGUAAUACAGGCUGUACUACAUAUAUUGGCCCGACAACAACGUAUACUCGAACAGCGGGUAGAAAUCAGAAUCGCCGAAGGUUCACCACCUCGACAAAAGGUUAAGAAGCAAAAAGUUGUUCAAGAAUCAUCGGAGAGUUCCUCUUCCGUCAAAAGUCCAAGGCCUAAACCUAAAAUGGGCAAGAUAAAAGAGGAACGUGAACCCAAGACAGAUAAAGCUUUGAAGGAAAAAGAAAGAGCAGAGAAAUUAGCACAAAAAGAACAAAGGGCCGCUUCGAAAGAGAGAGAUAAGCAAGAGAGGGCCAUUUCAAAGGAGAGAGACAAGCAAGAAAGAGCUGCUUCGAAGGAGAGAGAAAAACAAGAAAGGGCUAUUUCAAAAGAACAGGAAAAAGAGAAAAGAAUGGCCUCAAAAGAAAGGGAAAAGGAAGAAAGAGCGGCCUCUAAGGAAAGGGAUAAGGAAGAAAGAGCUGCUUCAAGAGAAAGAGAAAAGCAGGAAAGGGCUUCCUCAAAGGAAAGGGAGAAAUCUGAAAAAUAUGCACAAAAAGAACACGAAAAGGCUGGGAAACAAGCUCAAAAAGAGCAAGAAAAAACUAAAAAAGAUCAAGAGAAAGCCGAAAAACAGGCUCAAAGGGAACAAGAAAAAGCUCAAAGAGAACAAGAAAAGACCGAGAGACAUGCUCAAAAAGAUCAAGUAAAAGCUCAAAAGGAAAUAGAAAAGGCUGACAAACAAGCUCUAAAGGACCAAGAAAGAGUUCAAAAAGAACAAAGAAACGCUCAAAAGGAAAUAGAAAAGGCUGACAAACAAGCUCUAAAGGACCAAGAAAGAGUUCAAAAAGAACAAAGAAACGCUCAAAAGGAACUAGAAAAGGCUGAUAAACAUGCUCAAAAAGAACAAGAAAGAGCCCAAAAAGAACAAGAAAAAGCAGGAAAAGCUGCUAAAAAAGAUGAAGAAAUGGCUGAAAAAGAACGACAAAAGGCUGAGAAGCAAGCGCAAAAGGAACAAGAAAGAGCUGAAAAGUUAAGUCAAAAAGAGAGAGAAAAGGCAGAAAAAGCGGCGGCAAAGGAAAAAGAAACGCCUAAGUCUCCAAUAAAGGAAAAGAAACCAUCCGAGACGAGAAUUUCAGUUUCCGAUAUACAAACUCGAGGAAGUAUUGAAGUGGUGACACAAUCGCAGUUCGCUCUUCUGGAAGCGGCUGUGAAAGAGCUAAAAGAUAUGGCGGCUCCCAUGAAAUUAGCCAUGCCUGAUAAUGAGAGGCUUAGAAGUGAUCUGGCGAAAGGAAGUGCCUCUCUGUCCGAUACUAUGCAGGCUAUGCAGAUUGACGCGCGAGUAAAGGCAGCUGAAAGUGCGAUCUCCCGGAUGACUGGGCUACUUACCCAACUGGCGGCGGCGGGCGGAUUACCCGAGGACUUGGAGCAGCAGAUGGAAGUAAUACAAACAGAGCAGGUUGCCGCUGAAGCACAGGCUGUGGUCAACGCUAGACCAUCUAUGGCAGGACCCAAGUCAGUCGCAAUUUCCCCCUCCGCCAAGGAGUCCGAAAUGCUGUCCCGACCUAGUAUGGCAACCACGGCUCGUCCAUCUAUGUCCAUUAUGAAACAGCCUUCUUCAAGAGUCUCCACAGCCACACUGGAUGCUGUCACUCAUGAUGAACUCGAGGACUCUGUGAAUCGUUUGCGGGAAGAGUUGAUAAAAUCAAUGAAUACAAUGACCUCUCGGGCGGGCGCGACUGCUGAUAAUGCCUUGCAUACAGCCAAGGCCGUUGCGGACAAGUUAGACAUAGCGUUAUCUUUGGACGUUCGUAUCGCUACACUACAGUCUCUAGCGGUAGACUACGCGGAGCAAUUGCACGGCUUUGAUGCUGGUCUCAGUACGCAAAUGCAAAGUUUUCGAGAGCAAAUGGUACAAAUGCGAACUGACCUGCAAGGUGGUCUAACACAACUCGAGGGCGUCAAUAAUAACGCGGAAACUGCAGCUGUGACGGAGCUAACUGGACGCUACCAAGACCUCGUGACUGAGCUAGACUCUACGCUACACGCCCAUCGCUCGCUCACCAAGUUUCAGACACAGCUUGCCGAAGAGUUGCGAAGUCUCGUAGAGUGUGUCGAAAUGUUACGUGAACAGAAAGCCGAUAAAGACGAGGUGGCGGACGGUCUCAGAGAUAAGGCUGAUACAUCUCGUCUCGCCGGCCUUCUCACCGAGUCUGAGUUUGCUCUGGCAAGAGCAGAUUUGGAGAGAAGACUCGCCGUGUGCCACGACAAGUUCCAGAGGCAGGAUGGUGUUUGGAUGACAGCUAUGAAGGAUCUAAAUAAGAUUUUGGACGGUAAAUCCGAAAUCAUAUCGUUGCUGUCAGCCCGCGAUGAACUGCAGAAGGAACUUCAAAUCUUACAUGAGCGAGUCCAGAUUCUGGCUGCCGUUUUGGGGGAGCCUAAAGCAGCCAUAGUUAAGCGCCAGCUAGCGGUGGGCGCGUCAUGUGCUGCUUGCGGUGCAGCAGCUCUUAUGUCUCCGCGUGGCGCCUCUCAGGGUGCUCCGCCCCGUCUACCGGCGCUGAGGCCGCCGCCCGUUGGAGCACCUUCCGACCAACCGUGCUUCAAAGAAUGGAUGCCUCCUGAGUUACCUGAUAAUAGACACGUGUGCCACCGAUGGUGCGGUGGAUCACAUACGAUGGUGUCUGAAAACACAAAACACGAGCAGGCCACCGAAUUACCGGCGCUCGAACACGCUCCACCCACAAAGCGCUAUACUGGUUAUGGGUCAGAUGGACGAUUAUAUAUGAUGGAGGAAGACCUUCAACCUUGUAUUGAGUGCAAUGAGAUGGUUCAGAAGACGGAUGACAUUCCACCAUUAAAUAUUGGAGCUGGAGAUCAGAGUAAUUAA
Molecule: messenger RNA, 2997 nt
Organism: Leptosia nina
Lineage: Eukaryota; Metazoa; Arthropoda; Insecta; Lepidoptera; Pieridae
Source: the annotation of a GenBank genome assembly